Messenger RNA from Bombus impatiens (common eastern bumble bee), 931 nucleotides. Its product is annotated as protein takeout-like. The record is from RefSeq and is a predicted model, not a curated record. Lineage: Eukaryota; Metazoa; Arthropoda; Insecta; Hymenoptera; Apidae. The transcript has 3 exons. Bases 79 to 837 code for a protein of 252 amino acids.
AUUGGCAAUCAAUAACACGUUGGCAAUUUUCGAUGGCACAAAAUUAUUUCGCGAUCGAACACCGUCGUGACAACAACAAUGCGGUUCUACGGAUUUUUCUUAAUACUUUUGGUGACAAGUCGCUCGUCGAUUUCUUUACUUGUUCCUGAAAUCCCAUCGUUCUUGAAGAUAUGUCAUCAAAGCGAUCCAUUCCUCGACGAUUGUAUAAUGCAAAGUGUCGUUUCCUUGAAACCGUAUUUAAAAAAUGGAAUAACAGCUCUUGGGAUUCCAACGUGUGAACCUCUUCGCUUAGAAGAAAUCCAAAUUGACCAAAGUUCCGGGCCAAUCUAUAUUCACGCGAGGUAUAACAACGUGUCCAUUUAUGGUGGCACUAACUUCGUACCUAAGAGCAUCAGCUUCGACUUAGACAAAAAUGUAGUACACCUGGAACUCUACAUUCCACGACUGGAAAUGGUAGCGAAUUACAUCAUGGAUGGUAGAAUUAUAAUGCUACCAAUCACAGGAAAUGGUAUCGGAUACGGAAACUUCACAGACAUCGAUGCCAUUGUCGCUCUACAGUUGGAACGUUAUCGUAACGAGAGAACAGGGUUGAUUCAUCAGAAGGUGGAGGACAUUUAUGUCGAUUUUGAGAUCGGCCAUGCCACUGUACGCUUAGAUAAUUUGUUCAACGGCGACGAAACGCUUUCAGCCGCCAUGAAUCUUUUCCUGAACGAGAACUGGAGCACGGUGAUAACGGAGAUAAGGCCGAAAUUGGAGGAGACCGUUGCCAUGUUGGUCACGAAUUUCACGAAUACGAUUUUCUCGGUGUUUCCGGAGGAUGUAUUAUUGCCACCUUGAAGUAAAAUAUUAUAUAUUUUUUUCUCUCCUGUAAACACGUUAACGCGAUGUAUCGAUUGAUUUUGUAAGUUUUUCUAAAUUUUUAUAUCUUGUU